Mollisia scopiformis is the source of this 1635-nucleotide messenger RNA. Its product is annotated as MFS sugar transporter-like protein. The transcript is spliced from 5 exons. Gene Ontology annotation, cellular component: membrane. Bases 1 to 1635 code for a protein of 544 amino acids. The record is from RefSeq and is a predicted model, not a curated record. NCBI's taxonomy places the organism in Eukaryota, Fungi, Ascomycota, Leotiomycetes, Helotiales, Mollisiaceae. Gene Ontology annotation, molecular function: sucrose:proton symporter activity.
AUGGCAUCAUGGGCGGGGCAGCCUUCUGUGAAAGGUUCGACGGAGGCGAUGCGCAUGGCGUUGUUGACGUUCUCGAUGGCGGGUUUACAGUUCACGUGGGGCAUUGAAAUGACUUACUGCACUCCAUAUCUGCUCGCCCUUGGGCUCACGAAAUCGCGCACAUCCCUUGUUUGGAUCGCAGGACCGCUGUCGGGUCUGAUAAUGCAGCCAAUCGUCGGUGUUAUUGCAGACAGGUCGAAGUCGAAGUAUGGCAGACGGAGACCGAUCAUGAUCGUGGGUUCGUUUGUGGUGGGAGUGUUCUUGCUGGUGCUUGGAUGGGCGAAGGAGAUUGUGGCAUAUUUUGUGCAAAAAGGGGACUUCAGGAAGACCUGCACGGUUUUUGUGGCUGUGUUGGCAAUUUAUGCUAUAGAUUUUGCCAUCAAUGCUGUCCAAGCAAGUUGCAGGAGUUUGAUCGUUGAUACGUUACCAAUUGCAAAACAACAAUCUGGUAGUGCUUGGGCAAGCAGAAUGGUCUCGAUGGGCCAUCUUACAGGUUACGUGAUAGGAACAAUGGAUCUUGUUUCUAUUUUUGGAACCACCUUCGGCGAUACUCAAUUCAAGCAGUUAACUGUCGUAGCAGCGUUUGCACUGGUCUUCACUUGCGGCGUUACGUCUUGGGCUGUCAAUGAACGAGUCCUAGUAUCUGGGAGGGAUGGUGAUGCACCACUAGGUGUUUCUAUGAUCUUCAAGAAAGUCUUCAGAACCCUGACUACAUUACCACCACGGAUUCAAGCCAUCUGUAACGUCCAGCUCUGGAGUUGGAUAGGAUGGUUUCCGUUCCUAUUCUACAGCACUACCUUUGUUGGAGAAAUCUAUUUCAGGUACGACGCACCAAAAGAUUUCAAGGGUUCGAGCGAUGCUCUAGGAGACAUUGGUCGGAUAGGGAGCUUGUCCUUGGUCCUAUUCUCGAUCGUCACCACCAUAGGAGCUGUUCUACUACCCCUUCUCAUCAGAUCUCCCGACGAGCCAAACUUCACAGCCCGCCCACCAGCCGCAAUCGCAGGACUCGUCACCUCAGUCAAUAAAUGGAAACCCGAUCUGCUCACCGCCUGGAUCUACGGCCACCUUCUCUUCAGCUUCUCCAUGUUCAUGGCCCCCUUCGCGCACUCCUUCCGCUUCGCAACCUUCAUCGUCACCCUCUGCGGCUUCCCCUGGGUCAUCGCCUCCUGGGCCCCCAGCGCGUUCCUCGGCAUAGAAGUCAACCGCCUCUCUGCCUCCCCUGCCGCCUACCACCGCCUCUCCUCAGCCGACAACCUCGAGCUCUCCUCGCCGCUCCGUCUCGAGCACGGCCCCGACGAGAAAGACGACCCGGUGAACUCCACAGGCGAGCUCUCCGGCCUCUAUUUCGGCAUCCUCAACAUCUAUACCACGAUCCCGCAGUUCAUCGGCACGAUGAUCAGCACGGUCGUCUUUGCGAUCUUGGAGCCGGGGAAGAGCCCCGAGUUGGCGCAUGAUGCGGAUCCGAGCGAGCAUCAUAGUACGGAUGGGCCGAAUGCGAUUGCGGUUUGCUUUUGCAUUGGGGCGUUUAGUACGAUUGGGGCGGCGUUUGCGACGAGGAAGUUGAAGAGACUGAUGGUGGAUGUGGGGGAGAAGUAA